Daldinia vernicosa is the source of this 2117-nucleotide messenger RNA. Its product is annotated as AP endonuclease. Gene Ontology annotation, cellular component: mitochondrion; nucleus. The coding region runs from base 439 to 1845 and encodes 468 amino acids. NCBI's taxonomy places the organism in Eukaryota, Fungi, Ascomycota, Sordariomycetes, Xylariales, Hypoxylaceae. The transcript has 3 exons. Gene Ontology annotation, molecular function: zinc ion binding; phosphoric diester hydrolase activity; DNA binding. The record is from RefSeq and is a predicted model, not a curated record. Gene Ontology annotation, biological process: base-excision repair.
CCGGGGAUAUUGAGGCGUCAGCUUGUGGUUCUAGAAUUUGCUUUAGAAUUUACUGUUAACUACGGAAUACAUGCAUUAUAGUUCUAUAUGUAUUUUGGAGGUGCAACAUCGAAGUGGCAGAGUUGGUUGUCUCGCUGUUUGGGUAAAGUGGCUUAUCGAUAAAGAUCAACUAGUUAUAGAAAAGAAUUCCGAGUUUCUAAGAUUGAAUUGACAGCACGUGAACACGGGUCACCACAUUUCGCGAUCAGACGCGCUGUCAGACCCCAAAUCUCGGUAUGUAAUCUCGGUAUGUAACAGAUUAGAUAGCUUAUACGGUACACUUCCGCUCAUCCCCUAUCUGCACGUCGUGAUUUUACAAGAACAUAAGAGAUAUUUGCACCUACACAUGUCCGCUCACCUUGAUUUAUACCUGUAAAAUCAACAAAUUCAUAUACAACGAUGCCUCCUCGCCAGUCAUCUCGGCUUAAGAAAGUCAUUGCUGAUACUACCGCCAAUAUCAGCGCCCCUGCUAACGGGACAUCAAAAGCCAAGGCUAUAAAAUCCAAAAUCGCCGAAGAAGACGAUAAGGACGAAUCAUCUGCUGCUGUCGAGGAACCCAAGUCCUCCAAGAAACGAAAGGCAGAUAAGAUCGAAGACGAAGAAGAGGACCAGGCCGAGGACGAGCCUGUCGCCGAGAAACCCAAAGACGGGAAGAAGCCCAAGACUGCCGCCAAGGCAAAUACUGAAGAUCUAAUGGCCCUCGCCAAGCGCACCAUAAUCGACACUCUUAAGAAGUCUAUGUACAUUGGUGCACACGUCAGUAGCGCGGGAGGUGUGCACAACUCCGUCAACAACGCCGUCCACAUCGGCGCCAACGCCUUCGCCCUAUUCCUCAAGUCCCAGCGCAAAUGGGCCAACCCUCCCAUAGCGCCCGAAGCUGUCGACGGGUUCCGAUCCCUGUCCAAGCAGCACAAGUUUGAAGUCCACAAGCAUUGCCUUCCGCACGGCUCUUAUCUCGUGAAUCUAGCCCAGGCGGAGAAGGAGAAGGCCGAUCAAGCGUAUAGCUCGUUUCUAGACGACCUGCAACGCUGCGAGUCGCUUGGCAUCAAGCUGUAUAACUUCCACCCGGGAAAUACCAAUGGCGAUUCUAGAUCUGCGGCUAUCGGCAGGAUAGCGACGCAGCUGAACAAGGCACACAAGGCGACGAGCACCGUUAUAACCGUGUUGGAGAAUAUGGCUGGACAGGGCAACGUCAUUGGUUCCAAGUUCGAAGACCUGCGAGAUAUUAUCGAACUCGUAGAGGAUAAGAGUCGUGUUGGAGUUUGUAUAGAUACGUGCCACGCCUUCGCCGCAGGUUACGACCUCCGCGCCCCAGAAGCCUUCGAAGACACCAUGUCCAAAUUCAACAGCAUCGUCGGCGCCGAGUACCUCAAGGCCUUCCACAUCAACGACUCCAAAGCGCCCUUCGCCUCCCACCGCGACGUACACGCCAACAUCGGCACCGGCUUCCUCGGCCUGCGCGCCUUCCACAACGUCAUGAACCACGCCGCCUUCCAAGGCAUGCCCAUGGUCCUCGAGACCCCUAUCGACCGCAAGGGCCCCGACGGCAAGUCCGUCGAGGACAAGCAGGUCUGGGCCGACGAGAUCAAGCUGCUCGAAAGCCUCAUCGGCAUGGACCCCGAGAGCGACGAGUUCAAGGCUCUCGACAACCGGCUCCAAGCCGAGGGCGCCAGCGAGCGUAGCAAGAUCCAAGAUCAGGUCGAUCGCAAGAGCGCCAAGGAUGCGAAAAAGGCAGCCCCCAAAAAGGCCGCCCCCAAGAAGCGAGGCAAGAAAAAAGCCGCGGCUUCGGACGAAGAGUCCGAAUGAAUGAAGCGUCAAGAUGUUUGUCUCGGUUAUACUAGGCUAGGUAGGGUCUGGACACUCUUUGUAAGGAACAUUAUUGUAUUGAUCUAGAAAAUUGCAAGGCGUAUUGGGGGGGUAUGGUAUGUAAGCAUGUAAAACAAGUACCUAAUUCUACGCGCAACGCAACGCGGUGGUAUGAGAAGUAGGAUAGGUAGGCAGUUAGUUCAAUAAGAACCGAACCGAUUCUAUCCGCUACCAUUUCAUACCAUUCCGUAUCGUAUAAAGUGCCAUGCGCU